Molecule: messenger RNA, 2205 nt
Organism: Pyricularia grisea
Lineage: Eukaryota; Fungi; Ascomycota; Sordariomycetes; Magnaporthales; Pyriculariaceae
Exons: 4
Coding region: 107-1951 (614 amino acids)
Molecular function (GO): metal ion binding
Source: RefSeq, a predicted model, not a curated record
GAUCACUUUCUCACCGUCCCCGCACACAUCCUAGCGACAAAGACCAAACACAAUCAACAUGCCACAAACAGUAUAACCGCUUAAUCUUGACACAAUCAGCAGCAUCAUGACCCUGUGUAAAUUCUUUCAGCAGGGAUACUGCAAAAACGGAAAUAACUGCAGGUUCGAACACCCGAAUGCGAACAGCAAUCGCUUCUCCGCCUUUGGCGGAGGCGGAGGCGCAUCGAACAACCGGAACACCAAAGACCUACCAUUCAACCUGAGCAAAGAAACAAUACAGCUGGAUCUUACCACGGAGAAGCCUCAGUGGAUUCUGUCGUCUUACGGACCCGGUCGGGACGCGCCGGAGCAGCUGUUCGGUGGCUUCCCCCGCGAACAAAGCUUCGAGGAGGUCCGCUUGGUAUACGAGGAGGGUGUGUUGAUGGGAAACCCCCAGGGUGCACUUAGCCAGAUCGAGGGAAUUUACCGAGAUGCCGACAACCAGAUUCAGAAUGCGCUCCAAAACCUGGACGGCGCGGUUGAAUACAUAAUAAGCGCCCAAAACAAGAGUCCUAAUAGGCUAUCAGUCGUGCAAAACAACAGCAAUGGCACAUUUGCUGUUGGCAGACAGCAGCAAACAAGUAACCCAUUUGGAGCACCCAAACCAUUUGGAGCUGCGGCCGGAGGCACGCCCGGAGCUUUUGGACAGCCGUCAGGAGGUUCGGGAGGGGGCUUUGGUCAGCCAUCAACGCUUGGUCAGACUUCGAGCCCUUUUGGGGCACCUUCUUUCGGGCAACCUGCGAAGCCUGCCGGAGGUUUUGGUCAGCCUUCUACCCUUGGCGGCGGUCAGAGCGCGUUCGGACAGCCUUCGGCUUUGGGAGGGACUCCCAGCGCAUUCGGUCAACCUUCAGCACUGGGAGGGGGCAUUGGCGGUUUUGGUCAAGCAUCUGCCUUGGGACAAAAGCCUAGCCCUUUCGGUACGCCAGCGUUUGGGCAAACUUCUCAACCAUCUACUGCUACCCCAUCUGGGUUUGGUCAGCCCUCUGCCGCUGCGGCGCCAGCAUUUGGACAACCGUCACAGCCUGCACCUGCAUUUGGAUCGACGACGCCUAUGGGUGGCACUGGGUUCGGCCAACCAUCAACCCUUGGACAGAAACCGAAUCCAUUUGGUGCACCGUCGACCACAAACGGGAGUGCUUUUGGGGCGGGCACCACAGGCUCAAGCCCGUUCGGACAAACCAGCAAUUCUAGUCCCUUUGCCCAGGCUGCCUCGGCAAAUCCGGCACCAAAUGCUUUCGGGCAGCCCUCCAAACUCAACCCUGGCGGGUUUGGUCAGGCGUCGCCUUCGCCCUUUGGCCAGGCUCCUUCGACUGGCCCUUUUGGAGCCCCACCAGCGCAACCCUCCUCUGCCCCUGAACAGUCUAUGGACAUGUCUGGACCGCCAGCAACCCCAGCAACAAGCUCAGCACCUUUCGGUCAGACACCUGCCGCUGCAAAUAACAAUCCCUUUGGACAGCCUUCGCAGCCAGCAUCCAAUCCAUUUGGACAGGCGCCCGCCGCCAGCAAUCCUUUUGGCGCUCCACAAGCUGCCGCAGCGAGUGCGCCCGACGGGCCGUCACCCUAUGCUCCCGGAGCUACGCGUCAGCAUCCUCCCGCCUCGACAUAUAUCACCAGGAAUCCAAAUGGAACCUUGAAUACUUUUAAAGGCAAGAGUGUAUCGUAUGAGACCCCGAAGGCGGGAUCCGCCGAGACGGCGCCAUUCCCAGCAGUGCGGAACUUUGACGGCACUGUGACGCGGAUAUGGAAUCCCAAUGGACCGCCGACAUACUACAGCGAUACUGAAGCGGCACCAGAAGCGUACGAUGCCGCCACCAGAGCUGCGUGGGAGCCGUUCAUAAACACUGGACGUUUCCAGAACGCGACGAUUCCAGAAGUGCCGCCGCUUAGGGAAUGGUGUACUUGGGAUUUUUAAACGUUUGAGAAGGUCUUUUUUGCAGACGUCUAAACGAUGUAAUUGUCUGGAUCACUUAUGAAAGAAAUUGUGUACAUAGCACUUGAGGAUUUGAACCGGCGUUCGGAUUGUAGAAUGAAAACUGAGUGACUGUAAUAGUCGAAUGAAUUGCAUUGGUCUUGGGUUUCUUGUUGAAUACUAGGGUGGAGUUAUGGGCCAGACAUUUACAGGGGUAGAUGAAUAUUAAGUGCCCUACUGGUGGUGUAUGAAAUGGC